AAUGGCAAUUCACACAGGCCCACGGCCUCUCCCCAAUUAAAAUGUACGAGGUUGAGUCCCUGCCUAAAACUUUACCAGGCAGCCACAUUCCAAGGCAUUGGCGUACAACGGAAAAGAGUCUUCUACCGUCCCCAAACUUUACUCUGAGGAAAAUGGAUUAGGGAGUUAACCACGUUUUUAGGAAGGCAGCAUGGAGGGGGAAAAACGUCCUUCAGGAAAUAACACAGCUCUCCUUUACAAAUGCUGAUUUCCCAGAGUGGGAAACCCACAAACUGAUUUCCGUACCCUCAAUUUUCCGUCUCCAACCGCCACCAAAUCAGUUAAAACGGAGCUCUUGAAGUUCCCUACGCGUGCCUUAAAAUGAUCCCUCCGAGGAGCGGUAGGGGUGACGUCAUCGUAGCGCGACGCUAGGAAGUAAGCUUCUAGGCUGCUCUGACUCCGUCAGUCCCGAGCUCCAGAACCUGACGGGACUGCGGUCUCGCCCUUCUUUUUCUUGCUGCUAUGGAUAAUGCCUGCGAGUCGCCCCCGGAAAAAGGUGGAGAGACGGGGGAGUCAGAAGAAACGGCUGCUGCUCCCGGGGGCCCGGGGGCUACCGACACAGACGGAAUCCCAGAAGAAACUGAUGGGGACGGAGAUGCGGAUUUGAAAGAAGCUGCGGCGGAGGAAGGCGAGCUGAAGAGUCAGGAUAUCUCAGAUUUAACAGCAGUUGAAAGGGAAGACUCAUCUUUACUUACUCCUGCAGCCAAAAAAAUGAAAAUAGAUACCAAAGAAAAGAAAGAGAAGAAGCAAAAAGUGGAUGAAGAUGAGAUUCAAAAGAUGCAAAUCCUGGUUUCUUCUUUUUCUGAGGAGCAACUGAACCGUUAUGAGAUGUACCGCCGGUCAGCGUUCCCUAAGGCAGCCAUUAAAAGGCUGAUCCAGUCCAUCACUGGCACCUCUGUGUCUCAGAAUGUUGUUAUUGCUAUGUCUGGCAUUUCCAAGGUUUUCGUCGGGGAGGUGGUAGAAGAAGCACUGGAUGUGUGUGAGAAGUGGGGAGAGAUGCCACCACUACAACCCAAACACAUGAGGGAGGCUGUUCGGAGGUUAAAGUCGAAGGGGCAGAUCCCCAACUCAAAGCACAAAAAAAUCAUCUUCUUCUAGACUGAAGCCUAGAAAGGCCUGGUACUGAAGGAAGGAGUACCGGUUCCAGACUUCCUACUGCAUGAGACUUUUGCACAGGUGCUUUAGUCCUCUAAGGAUUCCAUGAUGAUUUUAAUGUUUCUCAGAACUCUGAUAUUCAUCACAUCUAAAAGGCAUGCAGCCUGUUUCAUACUUGCCUUGACUAAAUAUUGGCACCUCUUUGGACAUUCUGAGGCAUUUAACUAUUUCUUGGCUAGUUGGAAGAAGAAAGGUACAUGGGCCUUAAGCGUCUUCCAGACAGAGAAGCUGCUUUCAGAAAGUCUUUCCAAGAAAGCUUUGAUGGUUUCACAUUGAAGCAUGAAGUUGCUAUGAUUUAGGUUGUUUCUUCCAUCUGGUUUUAAGUAGAUGAAACAACCAGAAACUUUGACUUGUGAUACGCUACCAUGAAGAACACAGUGAUGGGAGGAGUAGUGGAAAAGUUUAUCCCUGUACACAUGUAAAGUUCCCUAUGGAUCUUGGUGAGUGAUCAUUAAACUGUUUUCCAACUUGC
This is a messenger RNA of Neofelis nebulosa (Clouded leopard), 1666 nucleotides long. RefSeq names its product TATA-box binding protein associated factor 11 (gene TAF11). The transcript is spliced from 5 exons. The coding region runs from base 502 to 1137 and encodes 211 amino acids. Gene Ontology annotation, cellular component: transcription factor TFIID complex; nucleus. The record is from RefSeq and is a predicted model, not a curated record. Gene Ontology annotation, biological process: transcription initiation at RNA polymerase II promoter; RNA polymerase II preinitiation complex assembly. Gene Ontology annotation, molecular function: protein heterodimerization activity; transcription coactivator activity. Lineage: Eukaryota; Metazoa; Chordata; Mammalia; Carnivora; Felidae.